Molecule: messenger RNA, 1413 nt
Organism: Mixia osmundae IAM 14324
Lineage: Eukaryota; Fungi; Basidiomycota; Mixiomycetes; Mixiales; Mixiaceae
Exons: 3
Coding region: 1-1413 (470 amino acids)
Biological process (GO): regulation of transcription by RNA polymerase II
Cellular component (GO): transcription regulator complex; PcG protein complex
Molecular function (GO): DNA-binding transcription factor activity, RNA polymerase II-specific; RNA polymerase II cis-regulatory region sequence-specific DNA binding
Source: RefSeq, a predicted model, not a curated record
AUGACCGAUCAAGAAGAGGGAGAAGUAUUGCAUCCCAGCACGGCUCAAGAGAGCUCGUCUGCCGCGAGAAGACAAUCUUCAGGCGUUCGGCUGCCGCCAAUCGCGAGCGUGCUAGCAGAUGAGCAAGGUGCUACAAUACAGCCGUUACAGAGCUAUGGCCUCGAUCCACGCGGGCAACACUACUCUGGCGAGAGGUCACCUCUCUCGCUCGAGCAUAGACCUCCUAGCUCGCCUCGAUCUUUGCAACCGACGGCCGGGAGCUCAAGCGGUCGAUUAGAUGAUUUAGCUUCAUAUGAAAAUGAGCAGCGAAUCCUAGACCAACGCCAGCAGCGGCAGCGGCAGCUCGAAGAAUUCAACAUGCAGGACGUAUCGCUACAAGAGACCGCGCAUCACGCUCAUGGAUCAGACUCGCCGUACGAGCACAGGACGCAGGGACUGAGCAGGGCGCAAGCGGACAUGUAUGCGCAGCGACCUGCCAGUCCCCUCUGGGCCUCGCAGCAGUCUCAUCCACACAGCCAAGCGCCGUAUCACCUGCCACUGUCACCGUCUGCUGGUAUGCCGAGGUAUCACAGGCAACAGUCACCGCCAGAUGAGACAAUCGAUCCUCUCUUUGAUGCUACUGGCACACAAGCAUGGACAGCUCGUCAGAUGCCCAUGUACUCCCAGGGCUCUUUCGCGGCUCCUCAGGUGUCCUACACUGCCAGUCCUGUACCUCAGUCAGCUUUGAUACCUACCGGUCCGCUGCCCUCGCCAAACCACGCGUCGCAUGGCCAACAACAACAAAAUGCCGGUCCGGCUCACUAUCAAGAGGCGCACCAGUUGAUGCAGCAACGACAGUCGCUUCAAGCUAGCACAUCAGCACAUCCUGGUCCGCCACCGCCCACGCGCGAGCUCAGCCUGGAGGAGAUGUACAAGGUCGACGAGUAUCCGGAUGGGAGGAUGUACAUCUGUCUCAUCGAUCGAUGUAGCGAGCGCUUUGUCACUCAGGAGAAUGUCGAGGAUCACAUCAAGUCGCAACAUCUCGAAAAGCGUCCUCAUGUCUGUGCAGAAGACGGCUGCUUCUCGUCUUUCGUCCGCUCUCACGACCUUCGCAGGCACAGCAGGAUACACACUAAAGUGCGGCCCUUCACGUGCUCUUGCGGAAAGGCUUUCUCGCGAGGCGACGCGCUUAAUCGACAUCGGCGGCGCAACAUCUGUAUUGGCGGCGUAGGACCGAGCACGACAUUGCAGACGCCCCUUGCUCAACAGCAGCAGCAGUCUCUGCAGGUUCAGCCGCAGCCGCCGCCGCCGCCGCCGCACCAUCAACAACAUCAGCACCAUCAGCAGCAGCAGCAGCAGCACCAUGAAUCUCAUCAUUCACUAACUCAGCAAUCUCACCCUCUCCAUGCGGCCACUCCGCCGGAGCAACAAUGA